AUGAUUUGCGACGAAGGCCCGAGUGCCGAAACUCGAGAAAGCAAGAGCGGCAGGUGGAUGCAGCGGCAGGCGGAUGCACGCUUGGAGACGGCGGCGGAAGCCGUCAUCGAUGGCAGUUCUAUUUUCGGGAUCGGUCGUAGAAUUGUCAUUGGUGUCAGUGGCGGAGUCGGUGCAAGUCCAGAUAGUACCAGCCACAUAGUACCAGUAGCCUUGCGGUACCGCUUGGUGACGGCAGGACAGAGAUCCUUCAUGGUUUUCCUGCUCACCCCGACCAACGACAGAUGUUCUGUCAACUUCGCCGCCUCCUCGUCGAUCCCAUUCAUCAGGCAACGGUAA
Messenger RNA from Darwinula stevensoni, 336 nucleotides. NCBI's taxonomy places the organism in Eukaryota, Metazoa, Arthropoda, Ostracoda, Podocopida, Darwinulidae. The record is from the annotation of a GenBank genome assembly.